CUCCCUCCCAAACAAAAUAUAAUUUGAAGAUAUGCCAAAAUACAGAACAUUUUCUGUUCUGAAAGUCCAAAGAUAGAGAGAGAUACACUACCAUAAAAGCCUAUUGAUCAAAUACUUUUUUUUACAUAAAAAUGGGAGAAACUAGAAAUGGGUCGUUGUUAAUCUCGGAUUUCGUGCUGUCAUUUAUGUGGGUAUGUUCUGGUGUUCUUGUCAAAAUCUUUGUCUUCCAUUUUCUGGGAUUUCAACAUAAUUUUAUUGGAGAAAUUGUGAAGCUGUGUUUCUCUGUCCUCAAUUUGUUCUUCUUCGCUUAUUUGGCUAAAUUUGCGAGAGGUGCUUCUUAUAAUCCUCUUAAUAUUCUGGCUGGCGCUAUUUCUGGGGGUUUUAGUCGAUUUUUAUUCAUCAUUGGUGCAAGAAUUCCUGCUCAGGUGCUUGGAGCCAUUUAUGGGGUUAAGCUCUUAACUCAUAUGUUUCCUGAAAUUGGCAACGGACCAAAACUGAAUGUCAACAUCCAUCAAGGCGCAUUGACUGAGGGAGUCCUAACCUUUAUGAUUGUUUUCAUCUCUUUGUCAUUAGCAAGAAGCAUUCCUGGGAGUUUUGUGAGGAAAACCUGGAUUUCUAGCCUUUCGAAACUUACACUCCACGUUCUUGGUUCAGACUUAACUGGUGGAUGCAUGAACCCGGCAUCUGUGAUGGGAUGGGCUUAUGCUCGUGGUGACUACAUAACUAAGGAGCACAUUUUUGUUUAUUGGCUUGCUCCAAUUGAGGCAACCUUACUGGCUGUAUGGAUCUUCAAGGUGUUGUUUCCGAAAGCAAUUGAAGAGUCCGACACAAAGCCAAAAUCAGAUUGAUUUCAGAACAAUCUCGACAAUUUUUUGGCUGUAUGGAUCGUGUUGUUUCCGAAAGCAAUAGAAGAGCCGGACACAAAGCCUAAAUCAGAAUGAUUUUUGAAUCUCAACAUGUUUUAUUUUUUUCUUCAUUCCCUUGUGUGUGUAUUUUGUUCCUUGCACAGGUACAUAAUUAGAUAUGAAGAUAGAAAAUUAUGGAAAUUGUUAAAUACAUACAGAGUAGCAUGAAUGGGAACAUUUCCCUUUUGUAUCACUUCCACUAAAACUAGCUGUAAAUUUAUCUUGAGUUUAUUAAUGCAAGAAAGUAACUUGCAAUUGCAUCCUCA
Messenger RNA from Chenopodium quinoa (quinoa), 1171 nucleotides. Its product is annotated as probable aquaporin SIP2-1. Gene Ontology annotation, cellular component: membrane. The transcript is spliced from 3 exons. Gene Ontology annotation, molecular function: channel activity. The record is from RefSeq and is a predicted model, not a curated record. The coding region runs from base 132 to 848 and encodes 238 amino acids. Gene Ontology annotation, biological process: transmembrane transport. Lineage: Eukaryota; Viridiplantae; Streptophyta; Magnoliopsida; Caryophyllales; Amaranthaceae.